AUGGCGUCUGUAUCGUCACGAUCAGAUCAUGAAGAUGAAGAGGCUUUUGAGGGACCUGCUGUUGCUGGGUUUUGGGAAGAUAUGGAAGACUUGUUAGACGUUUCCGAUCUAUCCGGUGAGGCCGCAGUUAACACGGCUAUAGUCAAAUAUAUCAAGACAGCUACAGACCAUUACCAGGAGUAUGUGAAGACUGAUCAAGGAAUGUAUCGUCUAGGCCUAACUUUUACUGAGUCCCUGUUCUUCCGGCAAAACAAGGAAUUCUCUUUGAGCAAGCUGCUGUCAUUACUUAGCGUGGACCUAUUGGAUUGUAAUUUAAGGUUUAUUAUCAGCUUCAUCAUCCUAUGCGCUUCCAAGGGUGACCUGUCAGUUCUAGAGCUAAUACUAGAAUUCCAAGGUUUUACUGUAAUAUACAACACGCUGUACAACACAUUUGCGUACCUUAAUCGUUACGGAGAGGACAGAGUUCUCAGAGCAAGCACUACUGGCAGUAGAAGUGAUACAGCAUCCACUAAUACAGAAAUUGAAUGGGAUAUUAUCAAUGGCUUGAAACAAACUUCCACCAUACUAAUGGAUAUUCUAUUUCAAAUAUUCAAGUACUGCAAAUGUGACAUCUCAAAUCUCGCAAUUGUGGACGACUUUUUUGUGUACUAUAUGAUAAACACCAUACAGUCGGAGAGCACUGAUGACAUUUUCAACAACGCGAAGUUCAAGUUGCUAUUGGCGUUGAAUGAACAGUAUAUGAUAUUCUCAUAUCAGUAUGAACUUGAAAAUCGAGUGUACAAAUAUUUGGCAGACCAUCACAUAUCCAAGAAUUUCGUGGAGCUUCUUCUCUUGAAGUUCAAUAGGGUGACUAAUCGAUCUUUACAGAUCAUGCUGUGCAAAAUAGUAUAUCUGAUAUUGACUAUGGAUAGGAAUUCCGCAGAAACCUUUUUCUAUCAAAACGAUUUGCACGUUUUCGUUGAUGUUUUGAUCAGAGAACUGAAAAAUAUACCCGAUGAUGAAGAGCUAAUAAGGAACACUUUUCUCCGCGUGUUGUUUCCUCUGCUGAGCAACACCGAGCUGACGAAGACCAAAUACCGUAGAUCGGAUUUGAUUAAUGUACUGGAAUACUUGUCGUCACUCGAUCACAUCUGCUCAGGUGAGGUGAAGCCGGUGCAUAAAACGACGGUCCGGCUCGCACAAAAAUGUCUGCGCCAAGUGGGUUGGCUUAAAGCCGACGAAGAGUAUGAACCAUUAGCUAAAGUUGAUAGCAAAGAUUCUAGGAGGUCUAGUACAAGUGUGAGUUCAGCUUCUUCAAAUCGUGCCCUCGGGAUAGAGCGGUGGCCACAACAUCUUUAUGCUAAUUCGUAUGCUGCAUUAUCGGCAGAAUCCAUAACCAAACGUCAUAAUCCACCUCCACCUCCGCCAGCGAGAAAAGGUCCGACCUGUAAUCAAAGUGGAGGCCAAAAGAUAGCACAGUUUAGACCAAGAUAG
Molecule: messenger RNA, 1473 nt
Organism: Lachancea dasiensis
Lineage: Eukaryota; Fungi; Ascomycota; Saccharomycetes; Saccharomycetales; Saccharomycetaceae
Source: the annotation of a GenBank genome assembly